Messenger RNA from Micromonas commoda, 2628 nucleotides. RefSeq lists its product with no specific name. Gene Ontology annotation, molecular function: metallocarboxypeptidase activity; zinc ion binding. Bases 1 to 2628 code for a protein of 875 amino acids. Gene Ontology annotation, biological process: proteolysis. Lineage: Eukaryota; Viridiplantae; Chlorophyta; Mamiellophyceae; Mamiellales; Mamiellaceae. The transcript is spliced from 2 exons. The record is from RefSeq and is a predicted model, not a curated record.
AUGGCGCCGGUCGCCGGGAACAGCGGCGCCCCGCCGCUCGGCGAGCUGCAGUUCUCCGCCGACUUCGAGGGAGGCAACCUCGGGGACGUGCGACGGGUCGCGGACAACGAAUACGAGCUCACCGUGCGGCACGACACGAACAACCCGCGGCACAGGCUCUGGUUCUACUUCAAGGUGACGAACGCGCGCGCCGGGCAGAGGGUGCUGAUCCACAUGGUGAACUUCUCCAAGACGAAGUCGCUGUACCGGGACGGGAUGAGCCCGCUCGUGAGGUCGUCCUCGAGCGCGACGUGGGAGCGGAUACACCCCAAGAGCGUCUUCUACUACAAACAGAAGGACCGCCCGACGAAGAAGAGGGACGACGCCGCCGUGGAAGACGACGGGCGGGACAGCCCCGAGGAUGGAGGAGAGGGCGGUAAAAAGACGCCGUGCGUCCUGUCCAUCGUUUACACGUUCGACACCAAAGAAGCGCACUGGUUCUCGUACAGCUACCCGUUCGGAUACACCAUGCAGCAGCACCUUCUCGACGCGCUGGAACGGCGCAGGCUGCCGUACGUCAAACGCGAGCUGCUGUGCCGAACGCUGCAGAACAGGCGAUGCGACGUUCUCACAAUCGGCGACGACGCGAGCGCCGCCGCCGCCGGGGCCGCGACUGACGCCGCGACCGACGCCGGCGCGGCGCCGUGUCCUCCCGCGGCAUCCGCCACCCGCGACGGCCGUCGCCGACCCGUCGUGAUGAUCACGUGCAGGGUUCACCCGGGGGAGACGCCGUGCUCGCACACCCUCCGCGGGUUCAUCGAUUUCGUAACCGGCGAUUCUCCCGCCGCGGUUAAGCUCCGCGAGCGGGUCACGUUCGUCGUCGUGCCGAUGCUGAACCCGGACGGGUGCGCGCUGGGGAACUACAGGACGGACUCCAUGGGCGUGGACCUCAACCGCGCGUGGCGAAGCGCGGACGUUCGCAAGGGCGAGUGGGUCGGGACGGGGACGUUCGCGGAGCACAAGGCGGCGGAGAAAAAAACGGAGCAGUUUCCCACGCUGCGACACGCGAUGGCGCUCGCGAGAAAAUACGCAAACAGCGACACGCACGCGCUGGAGUUUUACAUCGACAUCCACGCGCACAGCACCAGCAAGAGCUCCUUCUUCUUCGUGAACAACCCGCACGACGAGGACGACGUCGAACGGUGGGAGAGAAUCGCCGCGCUGCCGAAGCUGAUGGAUCAUAACUGCGCGGCGCUCGAAGCGCCGGGGUUCUCGCUGAGCUCGUGUCGGUUCUGUUCCAACCCGGACAAGGCCGGCGCGGGUCGUCGCGCGAUCGGGGACAUGUCGCGCGCGGCGCACGUCAAGCGACACGGCGCCGCGACGCGGGCGAACCGCGGCGAGGAAGACAAAUCCUCCGAAGACAAAUCCGAAGAAGACAAAUCAUCGCCGGCGAUGUGCUACACCCUGGAGAUGAGCUUCUACAACGCGCCCUCUCGUUCCAGGCAGUGGUCGACGUCGACGAGCAACGAGGAAGCGUACGAGCGGCACGGCGUCGGCCUGGCGCACGCGUUCGUCGACUACUACCGCCUGAGACCGCCGACGGAGCAGCGGGUGGAGGGUAUCCUCCGUCGGGUGGACGCGUCGGCCAAGGUGACGCGGGGUUCCGACCAGGCGGCGGCUUGGACCAAGGGCGACCUCAUGUUCGGGUUCGGGACGCAGAUAUUCGCCGACGGGGGCGGCGCGCAGAAACCCUGGCACAAGAACGGCGCGAAGGAGGCGAGGGCGGCGCUGAACGCGAGGGAACCGUCGUUUCUGCGAUGGAUCGCUCAACGUGUGACGCCGAAAAACGUCACCUCGCCGUCGCCGCCGCCGUCGGCGCCGCCGAACGCGUCGAAAACUCCGGGCGCCAAAUCCCCGGACAAGACGCCCUCCUCGGGGAAGAAGGCGACGUCCUCCGUGGGUAAGCACAGACGGAACGGCUCACCCGCGGGGACGGGGGCGAAGAAAGGGUCUUCGCCCUCCUCGGGGACUGGGGCGGGUAAGGGUAAAGAAGGCGGCGGCGGCAAGUCGCCCGGCAUCGAGCCCACGGCGUUUGAGUUUGUCGCCAUACCGACCGCGCCGGCGCCCACGCGCGACGCGAACCUCGCGGGGAAGAGAGGCGUCGGGCGUGCGAAGCUUCGCGCGAGGAGGAACGCGCCGACGCCGUCGCCGGAGCCCGCGGCGGACGACGACGACGGCGGCGACGGUCCCCCGACUGAGACGGAGCACUCCGCCGCGCGAGAUCGAGAUCGAGCCCUUCGGAUACCCUCGACGAUUUCGCCGUUCCAAACGCCCGGGGACGUCGACGCCGUCGCCGAUGAAUCGUACGGCCUCGCAGCCGACCUGGCCCGCGCGCGCGUCGACGUCGUCGGGACGUUCGUUCCGCGUUUGGACGGGACAGGCGUCGAGUCGCCGGGACCGCUCGUCGGCUCGUCGGCGAUUGCCGCGUCGGUCGGGGUCGCCAUCGGGGUGGCGGGGGGAUCGGCGGAGCCCUCGCGGCGCGCGCGGCCGGCGCCGAGGCCGCCGCCGCCGCCGAUGUAUCCCUGGGAGGAGGACGUGGAUCGCUUCGGCGGGGUGUCCGCGGACGUCAGGCGGCUCCGCAGCGCGUGA